AGUCGUUUGAUCAGCUGCUAAGUGAAACAGUUAGCCGUUACAGCUCCUUUGCUAGCUUCUUAAAAAGCCUACAUGAACUGUUAACGUUGAAAAUCUUUCUAAAUCAGCAUUUGCUUCUCGAAGCUGCAUCUUCCGCGUAUAAUCAUAUUCAUCUUCAGUAGCCAUCAUGGGUGAGGUGGAGCUGUCCUGUCGGGCUUAUGUGAAGAUGUACCUGCACGCCUGUCUGUUUCCGCGCUGCAGCAUCAACGGCCUGCUGCUGUCGUCCAGCUCGGCAGGUGGCGCUGUGUGUGUGACUGACUGCGUACCGCUGCUUCACUCGCACCUGCCCCUGGCUCCCAUCACUCAGCUGGCCCUCACGCAGGUGGACGUGUGGUGUUCACAGACUCAGCAGAGGAUAGUGGGAUACUAUCAAGCCAACGCCUGCGUAUCAGACAGUAGUCCGACGCCGUGUGCGCUGAAGAUAGCCGAUAAGGUUGCUGAGCAGUUUGAUAAUGCAGUUUUGUUAAUGCUUGAUGGUAGUAAGAUGUCUCCAGACUAUCGGGUUCCUCCCAUCGUGAUGUAUGAGCGCAAAGAUUCAAGAUGGAUGCUCAAAGACAAACACACGAUAAUGCUGAGACAGUGGGAGGAGACCCGGGCGAUAGCCAGUCAGAUGCUGGAGUCGGGCGAUCACAUGCUAUUGGUGGAUUUUGACAGCCACUUGGACGACAUAACAAAGGACUGGACCAAUCAGAAACUUAACACCAAGAUAGCAGAGCUCGCCUCGCCGGUCAACGGGAACAUCUAGGCUGAGGAGUGGCCCCAGAAUUAUUUAUGUUCUGAUCCAACGUCGUUUUUUUUUUUAAUAACCCGACACAACCACAUGUUCAGCACAGACUUUAGGAAGACUUUUAUUUUUAAUGCAUUUUCUCAGUUUAACACAGAACAUGACAUAGAACAUGCAUAAAUAACAAAAUAUUUACAGCUUAGUUAGAUCUCUGCAGUCUUCCACUCCCCCCUCCCCCUCCCCCACCCAUCAGAGUGUGCCUUGUGGUCCAGCCCAAUACCCUGAUGACUUAAAGGAAAAAUCCACCUUAAAAACACCUUUAACACUAUUGCUACGCAUCUGUGUGUUUUGUUUUGUUUUUUUAUUCUGGUCCCUUUUUGUCAUUUGAUGCUAUGCUACUGUUAU
This is a messenger RNA of Toxotes jaculatrix (banded archerfish), 1168 nucleotides long. It is a transcript of the gene emc9, whose product is annotated as ER membrane protein complex subunit 9. Lineage: Eukaryota; Metazoa; Chordata; Actinopteri; Toxotidae. The record is from RefSeq and is a predicted model, not a curated record. Gene Ontology annotation, cellular component: EMC complex. Bases 167 to 784 code for a protein of 205 amino acids. The transcript has 6 exons.